GACUGUGGCCGGGGCACUCCAGCGCCCACAACAACCUGGGCACACUUCUUAACGACACCUCGGAGGCCGAGAACCACUUCCGGAUGGCCCUGAAGGCGCACCCUCACCACGCCCACGCCUACUACAACUUGGCCAACCUCAGACAGCAGCAGGGUCGCAUGGUGGAGGCGGUGACGCUGCUGGAGGAGAGUCUACGCUACGAUGCAACCAACAGGGAUGCCGUGUCAACCCUGGCUGGGCUCUACAGUGAGGCCGGACGCUCCACGGAGGCCGAGAGCCUCCACCUGGCACUGUUAGCUGCCCGGCCCUCAGACCCGGUGGUCCACAACAACUACGCCGCCUUCCUCCAGAAGAUCGGUCGUCGGGAAGCGACACUGCGGCACUACGAGGCGGCCCUGAGGCUGGACCCGGAGCACACCGUGGCCCUGGUCAACACCGCCACACUCAUGCUCACUCUACACAACAACACUCAGGCCGAGAUGCUUUAUAAGAGCCAUAAUCGCCAAAGAAUAACUAGAAUAGCAGCGACUGCUGAUCUCCACAAUACCACCACUACUACCACUACCCACACUACCAGUCUCUACGUCUCUACCUUUCUCUCACCCCUGGAUGAUGAUGAUGGUGGGGCCUUGUACAGGGCGCUGGCGGUGGCCUGGGAGGCGGAGAUCGGGGAGAGUCUUGGGAAGCUGUAUCUCAACACUGGUCGCCUGGAGGAGGCGGAAUCUACCUUCACCAGCGUCCUCACCCGCCAUCCCCACAUGCUCUCCUCCACCGUGUACCUGGCGCGGGUGAAGCUUCAGCAGAGGAGCUACCUGGAGAGCGAAGAGCUGCUGCAGAAGGUGCUCGACCAGUCCCCCGGCCACCAGGAGGCGCUCUUCCACCUCUCCCUCCUCUACACCCACACCAACCGCACCCAAGACGCUUUCACUCUCGCCCAACAAGCCGCCCACAACUGCUCGAGGCCGCCCUACCUCUGCGCCCGUCUCCACGCCCACUAUGGAGACCUCCUCAACGACAGACAUAAUGUAGAUGAGGCCGCCCAGAGUUACCUGCUAGCAGUGGAGUUGGAACCGACGCUCACCCACCCGCACAUCAACCUGGGGGCCCUCUACCACGCUAAGGGCGACUACACCCGCGCCUGGAGACACUACCUGACGGCGCACGGGCAGGAGCCCUCCAACACCCUCCUGCUGGAGAACAUGGAGAAGCUGAGACGGGCACAAGAUCUCCAGGCACCCGCCAGCAUCCCCCACUGCCUCAACAAGUCCUGAUAUACAUUCCAAGACCCAAAGGUCUCACUCGAAUCCUUUCUGAGCACUAUUUUAGAUUAAUUGAUUUUUAUAGAAACGGAUCAGAAUUUGUUUAUCAUUUCCCCAACACUCGCU
Molecule: messenger RNA, 1385 nt
Organism: Procambarus clarkii (red swamp crayfish)
Lineage: Eukaryota; Metazoa; Arthropoda; Malacostraca; Decapoda; Cambaridae
Source: RefSeq, a predicted model, not a curated record